Messenger RNA from Paramuricea clavata, 550 nucleotides. The record is from the annotation of a GenBank genome assembly. NCBI's taxonomy places the organism in Eukaryota, Metazoa, Cnidaria, Anthozoa, Malacalcyonacea, Plexauridae.
AUGGAGACGAAAUUGGCCAAGAACAUGAAGAUAAAGGCACUGCACCACAUGUGGACGUGGUUACCCCAGGUAACCAUAAAGAUGGAAAAGUGCAUUGUGUUUACAGACACUCUCAUGUCGUUGAUAAAGUCUCUAUUGUGGUCACCCUUUACAUUACAAGAAAACCUAUGUUGGUACUUGUCUUGUUGUGUCCUGUGGAUGUAAUUCCGGCCAUGUUGGUGGGAGAUGGGCAGCACAGCCAUCUUGUGACAAGAUCCAAGCAGGCAAUAUCAUGCUUGCUUCUUCUCUGCUGUUGUCUGGGAAUUUGUAUGCUAAAGUGGGGUUGAUGUUCAACUUUUGCAAUCUGCAGUAUUUUUCAUCUACACUGUUUAAUCAGUAUCAGAAGUUGUGCAUCAUCCCUGCAAUCAACAAAUUCUGGGAACAGCACCAGAAACAACUAUGGGAAGAGAAGGUUGGUAAAGAGGUUUUUUUAAGUGGUGAUGGAAGAAAUGACUCUCCUGGUCACAGUGCUCAGUACUGCACAUACAGCCUUGCUGACAUGGAUGAUUAG